AUGAUUGAUGAUGAUGAUGAUGAUGAUGAUGAUGAUGAUGAUGAUGAUGAUGAUGAUGAUGAUGAUGAUGAUGAUGAUGAUGAUGAUGAUGAUGAUGAUGAUGAUGAUGAUGAUGAUGAUGAUGAUGAUGAUGAUGAUGAUGAUGGGAAUAAAUGCCCUAUUUACUACAAUAACAAUAAACAUGUUUAUAUAAGGGAAGGACGUGUGAACCACAAUAUGACGAAAGCAGAUGUCGAAUAUGCAAUUUAG
Molecule: messenger RNA, 249 nt
Organism: Schistosoma intercalatum
Lineage: Eukaryota; Metazoa; Platyhelminthes; Trematoda; Strigeidida; Schistosomatidae
Source: the annotation of a GenBank genome assembly